Messenger RNA from Trichechus manatus latirostris (Florida manatee), 1710 nucleotides. It is a transcript of the gene SRFBP1, whose product is annotated as serum response factor binding protein 1. Gene Ontology annotation, cellular component: 90S preribosome; nucleus. Gene Ontology annotation, biological process: maturation of SSU-rRNA. The transcript has 9 exons. Lineage: Eukaryota; Metazoa; Chordata; Mammalia; Sirenia; Trichechidae. Bases 204 to 1490 code for a protein of 428 amino acids. The record is from RefSeq and is a predicted model, not a curated record.
AAAGCGUCAGCGUACUUUACAUCAACGCGUCGGCGCGUAACAGCCGGCGGAUGAGUUUUGGCCAGAAGAGGCCACCGUUGAGGGGCGCGGCGACGCAGCCGCAGUCUCGCAGACGCCGUUCACGUGCCGACAGAAAAGCCGAGUUAAUUCCGCAGAUCAUCUGCGAGCUACUAUGGCUCAGCCGGGAACUCUGAACCUCAAUAAUGAGAUGGAGCUCUGUUAUAAACCGUAAAGAUACAAAGGUCGUGAAGAUGAGGAAAGAAGUGAAGAGAAUCCGAGUUUUGGUUAUCCGAAAACUUGUCAGGAGCGUUGGCAGACUGAAGUCAAAAAAAGGUACUGAAGAUGCACUGUUAAAAAACCAAAGACGGGCACACCGAUUACUUGAAGAAAUUCAUGCCAUGAAGGAAUUGAGACCUGAUGUAGUAACUAAGUCUGCUCUUGGUGAUGACAUAAACUUUGAAAAAAUCUGCAAAAAGCCAGAUUCUACCGCGACUGAAAGAGCAAUUGCCAGACUAGCAGUACACCCUCUUCUGAAGAAAAAAAUAGAUACACUGAAAGCUGCUGUCAAAGCCUUUAAAGAUGCAAGACAAAAUACUGCUGAAGUUAAGUCAUCAAAUGCUUCAGAAGAAAAUCGUUCCAAGGAAACUUUGUGUUCAAAUGAUGAUGAAAAGAAGUUGCAGCAUGAAGGAACUAUUUUCAGUGAGCAGAAAGAGAAAGAAGUCAAAAUAUUGGCAAAUAAACCAAUAAAUAAUGCAAAGGAAAAAAGGGGCAAGAUGGACUAUGGACCCAAUGCAAUGAACAUUCCAAUUUCUCCAACAAAACCUUCUGAAGAGGAUUCUGUAGUUUUGUCUCCAUCCCAGAAGACACCGGCUGACCUAAAAAUUAACACAUUAAGUCAAACCAAAAAAAAGGAAGCAUCCAAUAGCUCAGUUGGUGAUAACAGUGAUGGAGAAGAAUUACAUGAGGAAGAGAAGGAGUAUUUUGAUGAUAGCACAGAAGAAAGGUUUUACAAACAGUCUUCCAUGUCUGAGGAUAGUGAUAGCGAUGAUGACUUCUUCAUUGGGAAAGUCAGACGGACACGAAAGAAGGAGAGUAGCUGCCAUUCUUCAGUAGAGGAACAAAAAAACCCAAAAAAAAUGUUACCCGAAGAAGAAACACUCAAAACUCACUGGGUUAUGAAAGAGGACAAAAACAAGCCAAAUACAGAAUCCAGGAAGUUUGAAUCAGUAUUUUUCCACUCAUUAUCUGGAUCUAAAAGCUUCAGAAGAAGUUCCAGAGAACAGGCUCCAAAAAGCAAAAUCCCAGGUUUUCAGCAAAAUGAACCUGAAAUCAAGAAUCAAUUUAAUAAUAGUAAACAAAGAAGACCUAACAAUACAAAACAGCAAUUGCAGCUGCCUCUUCAUCCUUCAUGGGAAGCAAGCAGGAGGCAAAAAGAACAGCAAUCUAAAAUUGCUGUGUUUCAGGGGAAAAAAAUUACAUUUGAUGAUUGAUUAAUGCCUCUUCUUGUGAACUCUUCUAUCUAAAAAAAAAAAAUUUCUUUAACUGACCUCUAUUAUUUACACUUGUCAUUGAAUUAAUCUUUUAGUGGGUUAUAGAAAUAAGUUUUUCUUUUUUAAGUGUGUCCAAGCUUAUAGAAGCCUUUCAUAAAUCAAAUAUAUAACUAAAGUUGUAUUUUUUAUAGUAUGUCCCAGGCUAUUUCCUGUAUAAAAG